AAGCUCCUCCCCUCACCUGACUCACCUGAGACCAACCAGUUUCUCUUUCCUUCUCGCUGAAGAGAGACACACAGACUGACAAGAGACGAUCAGAUUCACCGUAAGAAGAAACCAACGACGUCCUCUGAUUGAUUCUACAGGAGAGAAAAGAGGGAAACUACAACCGAACGCUCCACAGACUGAAGCUUCGCUUUGAGACCAAAUGGCUUCCAGAUCCGAAGAGGAUCUCUGCUGUCCGGUCUGUCAGGAAGUCUUCAAGAACCCUGUUGUUCUGUCAUGUAGCCACAGCUUCUGUAAAGUCUGUCUGAAGAGCUGGUGGAGAGAGAAACAAGCUCAGGAGUGUCCAGUUUGUAGGAGAAGAUCUUCAAAGGAAGAACCACCUUCAAACCUGGUGUUAAAGAACCUGUGUGAGUCCUUCUCAGUGAAGAGAGACCAGAGAGCUUCAGAGACUCUCUGCAGUCUGCACUCUGAGAAGCUCAGACUCUUCUGUCUGGACCAUCUGAAGCCAGUGUGUGUCGUCUGCAGAGAUUCACAGAAACACACCAACCACAGAUUCAGACCCAUCGAUGAAGCUGCUGUAGAACACAAGAAGAACCUUCAGGAACCUCUGGAGGCCUUAAAGGAGAAGUUAAAGCUCCUUGAACAAGUUAAAGUGACGUCUGAUCAAACAGCAGCACACAUGAAGGUCCAGGCCCGAGACACAGAGAGGCUGAUUCAGGAUCAGUUUAAGAAGCUUCACCAGUUUCUAAAGGAGGAAGAGGAGGCCAGGAUCUCUGCUCUGAAGAAGGAAGAAGAGCAGAAGAGUCAGAUGAUGGAGGAGAAGAUGGAGGCUCUGAGCAGAGAGAUAGCAGCUCUUUCAGACACAGUCAGAGCCACAGAGGAGCAGCUGAGAGCUGAAGACAUCUCCUUCCUGAACCACUACAAGGCUGCAGUGGAAAGAGUCCAGCAGCGCCCCCUGCUGGAGGACCACCAGCUGCCAUCAGGAGCUCUGAUAGACCAGGCCAAACACCUGGGCAACCUGACCUACAACAUCUGGAGCAAGAUGAAGAAGAUGGUCUCCUACACUCCUGUGGUUCUGGACCCAAACACUGCUUAUCCAGACCUCAUCCUGUCUGAAGAUCUGACCAGCGGGAGACGAGGAGAGAUACAGAAGCUUCCUGAUAAUCCAGAGAGGUUUAAUGGAAGCUGUGUUGUUCUGGGCUCUGAGGGAUUUAACUCAGGGACUCACAGCUGGGAUGUUGAAGUAGGAGACGGUAGAGGCUGGUAUCUGGGUGUGUUACCAGAGUCUGUCCAGAGGAAAGGAUACUUACAGUCUGGGAUAUUGGGAAUAUUGUUCUAUGAAGGUAAAUACUAUGCACGGUCACCAUCAGCUCCAGACACUGUUCUCUCUGUGCAGAAGAAGCCUCAGAGGAUCAGAGUGCAUCUGGACUGGAACGGAGGGAAGCUGCGUUUCUCUGAUCCUGAUACUAACACACACAUACACACCUUCACACACACCUUCACUGAGAGGAUGUUUCCAUUCAUUUACACAGGAGAUAAAGUGAAGAUCUCACCUCUGAAGAUCAGUGUGAUAAAACAGCAGUAAGGAUUCUUUAUUUUGAACAGAAAACAUUGUUUUUUGACUUCUUUAAAAUGUUCAUCCUGUCUUUCUGUGUUUUUUGAAUCUACAGAUUAAAUCUUUAUCAAGUAUUUGUCUGUCUGGUUUUGUGUUGAGCGUUGUUGGUCACUGUGCUCUUAAAUGCGUGUGACUCUCAUCUUGAACGAAACCUUCUUCCUCGUCCUGCGUACUCUUAGAAUCAUUGUCCAUUACCAGGUUUAUGACUCAUAUCUUUUAGGUAGGUAGUCCAACAGAUAAGUCAAGGUCGCUUUUGAGUUUCCAUUCAUGGCCUUUUGUCUGUGGGUUAUAAACUGUUCAUUUACAGGCUCCUUCUUUCACUGAUUUACCUGUCAUCUUAUUGCAGUUCAUUGUGGAGUCAAUAACAGGAUGCAUAUUGUUGAUUGUAUGAAGACUUCACUCCCAUUCAGUGAAGACGUGUAUGACGCCAAAUAAAAGAAAAUCAUCCCUUCA
Molecule: messenger RNA, 2068 nt
Organism: Gasterosteus aculeatus aculeatus (three-spined stickleback)
Lineage: Eukaryota; Metazoa; Chordata; Actinopteri; Perciformes; Gasterosteidae
Source: RefSeq, a predicted model, not a curated record